GAAGGCGUGACGUGGGGUCGGGAGUGGGCUCAGAGGCGGGCGCUUCUCAGCAGUCACGGUGGCCGCAGCUGCAGGGCCUGGGGACGCGGGUGGCCGGGGACGCGGUCGCAGCCUCGUCGUCACGCCGACCAUGGCCGCGCUCGGUCGGCCGUUCAGCGGCCUCCCCCUGAGCGGCAGCUCGGACAUCCUACAGCCGCCGCCGGCCUUCGCUGGCCGGGCCUUCCCGCCGGGAGCUGACGGCGCCGAGCUGGCCCCGCGGCCGGGAUCCCGCGCCGCCCCGAGCAGCCCCGGCGGGAGCGCGGCGCGCGGACGUGUUUCAGGUCGUUGUAAAAAGAAACACAAGCGAGAGGAAGAAGAGGAUGAUGAUUGUCCAGUAAGAAAGAAAAGAUUAACAGAAGCAGAGGUCUGUGGUGGUCCUAAUGACUGGAUUCUUUGUGCACAUCAGGAUGUAGAGGGUCAUGGAGUAAAUCCAUGCCCUAGUGGCCUUUCUGUACCUGGCAUGUUAGAUGUUAUUUGUGAAGAAAUGGAUCAGACAACUGGAGAACCCCAGUGUGAAGUUGCUCGAAGGCGGCUUCAGGAGAUUGAGGACAGGAUAAUUGACGAAGAUGAAGAAGUUGAAGCUGACAGAAAUGCCAACCAUCUCCCCAGUCUUGUCCUUUCUGAUACCAUGAAAACAGGUUUGAAGAGGGAAUUCGAUGAAGUCUUUACAAAGAAAAUGAUUGAGUCCAUGAGCCGUCCCUCCAUGGAGCUUGUGCUCUGGAAACCUCUCCCUGAACUCCUUUCUGAUAAGCCAAAGCCAUCAUCUAAUGCUAAGAACUGUGCAGGAGAGAGCCAAACAAAGCAUGCAGUUGCUGGCACUGCCUUCCCUCAGAGAAGUGAACUGUUCUUGGAACCUCGGCAAACAGGGAUGCCUCUUUACAAUAGUUUGGAGACAGCUGCUAGCACAGAAGAAGAGAUGGAACUCUAGAACCAGUUUCUAUACUAAAGUUCUCAAGUUUUAGAAGCCUCCUGUGUUCAGUCAUGAGCCUACUUGUGUAGCAUAGGGACUUGAAAGUUUUAUGAAACGGGUGUAAUAAUAUCUCCACCUGUGAUUUGGGGUGGGACUCUCAUUUUGGGUAGCCAUUUAUUGAAUUCAACUUUUUGCCAAGGAAGCUUGUCUCAAGAGAAAAGCAGUUUCCUACAGAGCUUAUUAAAGGAAUGUUAGAUUACAGUCUUUUCAAAGGCAAGUAUAGAAGCUAUAUGUGUAAGAGUGAUUUAAGUCACCUGCCACAGUGUCUAAACCAUUCAGACACUUGGAAAAUAUUCUCCUCAAGUUGAAAAAAGAUGAUUAAGAAAGAAGGAUGCUCCUGUAACUGAACCCUGACAGUUGAAUCACAGCUUAGUCUGUAGAUAUCGGCUGCUUACAAUGGUUACUAUAUAUGAUUGGGGAGCAGGAGGGAAGAAAGCAGUAGUUUAAGUGUAUUGCUAAGAAAUUUAACAGAGGCCCUGAAACUUGUAUAUUAGUUGUCAAUUCAAUGUAGCUGUAUUGAUUAAAUAACCAGUAGCAUUGUGGCACUCCUUUUUGCCUCUGAAAAUGCCAUAAAAAUACAAAGGAAAGGUUUUUCCUUCAAGGCUCUUUUGCCUUGUGCUACUGUUGCUCCUUGAUUUCCCUUGCAUUAUUGAUAGGCCCAGUUAUUCAGUAAUGUUUACAACUUAAUUAACUUUGAGUGAUAGUUAAAAAGGUAACUAUCUGCAAAUUGUCUGUGAGGGAAGCAUCCUUUAGUUAAUCCUAAGGAAGGCUGUUAGUUAAAUCCAACAUGGAUAGCGUCUGUAGUUUUAAAAAAAAAAAAGGUUGUACUUGUAUUAGCAAGGUGUUUUUUAAUGUUAAUUUAGAAAACUGGUUUUUUAAAAAAAUUACGUAGCCAUUAAAACUUUAUGUAUUGGGGGGGUGGGGGGGAGGAGGCAGCCGGCAGGUAUGGGGAUUCAAACCCUUAAUGAAUAAUUAACUGAGAGUAUAUGGGCAAGUGACACUGAAUUUACUGAAACAGCCAGUUUGUCUGGUGCUUAAUCUAUUGUUAAGUAAUCCUAAAAAUUAGUGGAGAAUAGCUUCCUGCUAGCAGGAAAUCUUCAUCUUCUUGAAUACCUAACUAAACCAGGCUCAAGGUGUCCUUUGGGGUUAACCAGGAUUGAAGUUUUUCAUUUCUCAGGAAGAGUUCUUCUGUGUGGCAAGGACUUAUAGUGCAAGAUAAAAUGACAAUUCCUUUAUUGCUACAGAAUAUCCACUAUAAGUUAUUAAAUGAGUAUAAUACUGUGAUAUUGGCCUUUCCAUCACACAACAGGAGACCACCCCAGUUCUUUUUGUUUUGUUUUCCGGGUUUCUUCCCCCUUUUUAGGAAUCAAAUACCUUUUGUAGAAAAAAAUGGUUUAUGCCAAGUAGAGGUGAAUUUUUAGAAACCAGCUUCCAGGCAUUUUUUGAAACCCACACUGAAAUCCCUCCCCUUGUUACAGUUGGCGUAGAAGUCACAAGUCUGUUAAUUGGACUGUUUCUUCUCCAGCCUGUUGUUCCUACUUUCUCUAUUUCUGUCUGGAUAGUCAGGAAAAGAUUUAAUGUUUAAUAUUUAAACAACAUAUUUAAUGUCUACACAGUAAGAUUUUUCGAACUUCAAACCAGUAUUGAAACCAGUUGGAAACCAGCUAAUAGUUUCUUAAUCUCAGACUUAGAGAUGAAUGUAAACUGUAUUCUGUUGAAAUGUGCAAGUGUUUGAUUCAUGCCGUUUGAAAAAUUCCUGCCUUGAGGUCACUGUUUAAUGGGACCAACUUGUAAAGUUUGUAGCCUUAAAGAAAUCUUUGUACUUAAAAAAUUUUAUUCUAAUACAAGUCAAAAACAUGAAGUGACUUCCCAGAGUUUGGAGUUAGUCCCAGUGUUAGGGUGGAAAGGGAGAUGAUAGAUUUCCAAAACACACCAAGAUUGUCUUGUGUAGGAAUUGUUGGGCAGGCCUCUAAUCAAAGGCCUACAAGAUGAAAAGGAGGAGAAAAGAGCCCUGAAAAACAAGGCUAUGAUACUAUUGGUAAAUAUAGGAGAGAAUUAAGGUUCUGAUACUGUUGGUAAAUAUAGGAGACAAAUCCAAACAGAACUUGUUUGAGGAGUCAAGUUAUCUGACAUAAAUAUUUCUGCAGGAAAAUGAAUGUUUCAUGUUCCAUUUUGAACUUUAUCUUGCAUAUGUUUGUACAAAAAUUGUCUUCAUCCUUGUGGUGCUUAUUCAUCUGAGCCGUGUCCACAGCCCCAAUGCCUCUGCUUUUUGUUUUUCUUUUGUAGCAUAAAGCUUUUGCUUUUGCCUUAAGGUUUCCCUAGGGAAUUAACAGGUCUUUUCAUUUUGUAUAGCUUUUGUAGCAUGGAUCAAACAUUGGCUUGUUAUGCUAAUGUGUGAAGAGAAAAAGUUAUCUAAAGCAGGUGAGCUUUAAUGAACAAAUGUAUAUUUUCUCUGAGUUUGAAUAGGGUGUGUAUGGUUUUUGUUUUUUUUGUAAUUAUGAAGAAAGUAAGUCCAGUUCUCACAAAUUUUAAUCAGUUUAUAAGAAAACUACUCAUUCUUGAAAAGAUAAAAAUGUAAAAUUUAGAAGAAUAACUAGGGUAGGGGCUAGAACCACGAGAAGUAUGUUUACCACCAGGUUCAUUUGUUGUUUUAGGUCUGGAACUUAGCUUUGUUUUUUAGUAGUGACAAGAAUGGUUCAGUACUAGGAAGGUUCUGGAAUAUGCUGUCAGUUUUACUUGGAAAUGAGAAUCUGGUGUUUCUGUAUUUUACCAUUUUCAAUAAAACUUAAGUGUUUUGGACUUUCUGAAA
This is a messenger RNA of Cynocephalus volans (Philippine flying lemur), 3818 nucleotides long. RefSeq names its product coiled-coil domain containing 117 (gene CCDC117). Lineage: Eukaryota; Metazoa; Chordata; Mammalia; Dermoptera; Cynocephalidae. The record is from RefSeq and is a predicted model, not a curated record. The coding region runs from base 131 to 967 and encodes 278 amino acids. The transcript has 5 exons.